CGUCCCUCGAGCUUCGUGAUUCACUCAACUCAAACAAGCAGAGAAAGGACAGCAGAGCGAGACUCCGUCUGUUCGUUAACCGUCUCACCGCGGAGCCCCGAGCACACAACCGAGAGAGGAGCAACGUAGAGAAGUUUGUCCACGCCAAUAGUUCGGUUUAACGUUUAUCUUCACUCACAGUCGAGUAGUUUUAUGUGAACGUGCAGGUUAGGUCCACCUGCUCGGUGCGGUUCAAACAUCACAGGACGCUACGGUUCACCUGAGGUGCACGAAGACGUCGUUUGCAUGAAACUGUGGCCAGAUAAAAGCAGUGGAUGCAACUACGCUCCAUUUAUAGAAGAAAGGUGGAAGAUUGGGAGAGGCUCUAAGGAGAACCAGCCAACCACGGGGAGUCACACUUCAACCAACGUUCCCUCCAAACCCAGCCUGAAGCACACAAUGUCCCUCAGCACAUUCCACCUCAUGCAGACCCUGAAGAACUCUCCUGCUGCAUUGCGGCGUCGCUUCCGCCGUGACCGAACAGAGUCUUUGUCCCAUGGCGAUCCUCUAUUUAAAGUCCACUACCUGGGCACGGAAAAAAUCUUCUCUCUGGAUCGAGAGCAGGCCCAGGACGCUAUUACUCAUUUGCUAGAAGGUAUCGCUAAUGGAAAGAAGCUGAGCAAAGAUCACGCUCUUGUGGUGCGCCCCAGAUACGUCGAGGUUAAGGAACUGAGCACAGGACGGCAGCUCACGAAGACGUACCUGCAGGACAUUGCGUACUGUGCCGCAGACGUCAACCGACCCAAUGUCUUCUUGUACAUCUGUAAACAUCAUGGCCAGCAACUGCAGUGUCGGGUGUUCUGGUGCAGUCGGGCAGAGCGGGCACGAGACAUGACGGCUUGCCUGGCACAUUCCUUCCAACGGGCGCUGAGCGACUGGCAGCAGGACGGCUCAGCCACGCUUGCAUCCGGAGAGGUGAAAGGAAAACGUGUUGAAGAAUCGUCCAACUCUCAUGCUAACACAAAGAGCUCAACGCUGCCUGCCAGUCUGGGAAAAGUUCGCUGGAAGAAGAGAGGCUCUGUAUCUCGCAGCCCCCUCAGAACCAUCACCAUGAGAGGAUCUGCCUCUGACACCUGGAACUGAAGCCCACUAACACUUCAAUGUGGGACCACAUUAACCUGAUGACAACUUCAAGGGUGAUGGCUCUGAAAGAACUGAGGGAGGGACUGAUUAUAAGGCAUAAGAAAGGGGAGGAAAGUGGGAAGUCCAUAUUUGGAUGUAUGAGGACUGCUAGUGAGAGGAUGCUGCCAUAAUCGGUGGACUUGAAGGUUUUUGAUGCCGCAAAAUUGUUUCUUGACUUUUUCAAGAGUCACGUCCAGACACGGCACAAAAUGCUAUUGACAGCUCCCUUUGUUCACAUGUCAGCUGAUGUGUGUGGACUUGUGACUGACUGGACACAAGGCCAUUUGAGGACUAGAUUGGGGCAAGUCCAUGUCUCUUUUUGGUUGGCUUGUUUGUACUCUGCUUGAUGCUGAAGCCACCAAAGAAUUUGUUCUGUUGGAAAGACACUAACGACAGUACUGUCUGUUGGCCAAAUAUUCCGCAGGCAAAACUGGGGAAAAAGACUAGAAGAGUCUGGAUUUUUUUAGUUAGAUUUUUUUUUUAUUUAACUGACAUUUGUGACAGGUCAUGAUUUAUUUAUUUUUUUAAAACCCCGUGGCAUAAGCAAGCUUGUGUUCUCUACCUUGGAAUUAGAUGUACAAAUUUAAAAUGGAUGGAAAAUUCCGGCACAUAAUACAAAAGUAGAGUUGGUACAUUUUGAGCAUGUUUAAAUCAGUCCUAUAUUAAAUAAUCUUACAGUUCCAUUGAAGAAAUCACAAACUUUUUUUUAAAGAGGUCCUUGGUUUCCAUGAAAUGUAUUACAGGCGCAGUACCUGCAUCAUUAAAUAAAAACAGACCCCAGCAGAACUUACAGGGUCAAAAAAACCCUCCACUUACACAGCAACCUCCUACAAAAAAAGCUGAUCCCAACAGUCAUCAGCGAGGUUCUUUGCAUUUAUGUGGAAAAACAAACUCUGCCAUGACUUGCGGGUUUUUGUUUGUGUGUGUGUCUGAACACUGGGAACACAGUGUUCCCAUGUGGAGCCUGUGUGAGGAAUGCGCAACCAUGCACCUGCAUUCCAAUUGGGGGUGGGGGUGGGGAUUUGAGAUCGGGAAUCUUCUUAAAAGCCCCAAAUUCCUCUUCAUGUCCAUCCAUGACUUUGCAUGUUGAGCAGCCUAGUCAGUAAUUGCGACAGAGUGCUUUUAACUCUUGAGUCCUCUGCUUUUAUUCACAUCACCAAAGCCAUAAAAGGUGCCCUGGCUGCUUAAGUCCAUUUAAAGUGAUGGUUCUAGGCAUUGAUAAGUGCUGCAUUGCAUAACACGCUCUCAUGAUGGUGAUUUCUAUAUUAAGGUUUACAAAUGAGAGACUUCAGGAUUAGUGGUAUGCCUUGAAGCUACCGUUAACUUCUCAUUUAGUGUUUUCUGACCGAGACUAAGCUAGAACUGUCACCUUUUUUUAACAGGAAAGGUGUCAGGGUUUUUUGACUGAUGUGCCUCUAUGUUUUUGUUUUUUUGUGAAUUUUAAGUUUUUGUUCCAAGUGUAUCUUUUCAAUUACAAAUGGCACAGCCCUCAUCUCAGUUAAGGGGUUCAUGCCUGCUUUAAGGUGUAUUUUUAUCAAUGUACUGUUUUAUAUCAUUGUACAUAUUUAAAUAUGUAUUUUAUGAAAUAUUAAAACUUUUAAAACAGCA
Acanthochromis polyacanthus (spiny chromis) is the source of this 2769-nucleotide messenger RNA. Its product is annotated as low density lipoprotein receptor adapter protein 1. Lineage: Eukaryota; Metazoa; Chordata; Actinopteri; Pomacentridae. Bases 286 to 1122 code for a protein of 278 amino acids. The transcript has 3 exons. The record is from RefSeq and is a predicted model, not a curated record.